GUGCAACCUACUAUUUUGCUGGAUACCAAUACUUGACCUACGGGUGCCCAUUUCUCUUUUCAACAUCCUUUCCCUCUUGACUUGUAAGUGAUGACUCUGCGUCUACUAAAACACAUUGCAGCAGCAAGACCACGUCAUCCAUAUAUUUCUUCACCGUCACUUCGACUUUCACAAUCAAGGUUAUCUUCAUCCCGUUCCCCGCCCACGAUUUCGUCUCCCACACCAGCAGAGCCUGCCAAUACCAAAACUCCCCGUGUUGCACAACCAACCGGCCAAGGGACUCGUCUUAGCUUCUGGCCUUUCCUGUUCAUCUUUUUCCUCAGCAGUGGCUCUUACGUUCUCAUUGUGAAGCGUCGAGUUGGCGAGUCCGCCGCGGUGUCUCCAGAAAAUCGCAGAAAAGCCCACACUGAGCGGUAGAGCUAAGCGCUGAGAAUGGCUGCACCCGAACCUACAUCAGGAACCUCGCCUCUGGUUCAGCCAGACCUGCCUCUCCCCUCUGCCAAUACCUCUCCCCGGUACGAUCCUCAGAAAGUCACAGUUGUCUACAUUUUGGGAGGUCCGGGAUCUGGCAAGGGCACCCAGUCAGAAUAUUUGGUGCGGGACUAUGGUUUUGUCCAUCUAUCGGCGGGGGAUCUACUAAGAGCAGAGCAAGACAACGAAAACAGUCAGUACGGGCAGCUGAUUAAAGACUACAUCAAAGAUGGUCUCAUCGUUCCAAUGGAGAUCACCGUGAAUCUGCUGUCAAAUGCAAUUGAGGACAAGCUAGGAAGCGACGGAACAGGCAAGUUCCUUGUCGAUGGAUUUCCACGAAAGUUGGAUCAGGCUCUUUUCUUCGAACAAUCCGUCUGUGUCUCGAAAUGUACCCUUUUUCUCGACUGCCCCGAAGAUGUAAUGAGGGAACGGCUGCUAAACAGAGGCAAAACCAGCGGAAGAUCCGACGACAACGAGGAGAGCAUAAUCAAACGUUUCAGGACAUUUGUCGAGACAAGUAUGCCUGUCGUGGACUUAUUCGAGAAGGAAGGCAGAGUGAUCACCGUCUCCGCGGUUGGCUCGGUAGGAGAGGUCUACGAAGGAGUCGUUGGCGGUCUUGCGUCAAAGGGGAUUGCUCCCACAAACAAAUAGUCUUGUAUCCAUCUUAGUAUCAGAAUACUCAAAUAAAGCUCAAAGGCGCUGACAAGACUAUAUUCUCAAGACAGG
Exophiala mesophila is the source of this 1197-nucleotide messenger RNA. RefSeq lists its product as uncharacterized. NCBI's taxonomy places the organism in Eukaryota, Fungi, Ascomycota, Eurotiomycetes, Chaetothyriales, Herpotrichiellaceae. The transcript has a single exon. Gene Ontology annotation, biological process: 'de novo' pyrimidine nucleobase biosynthetic process; CDP biosynthetic process; UDP biosynthetic process. The coding region runs from base 433 to 1122 and encodes 229 amino acids. The record is from RefSeq and is a predicted model, not a curated record. Gene Ontology annotation, molecular function: ATP binding; UMP kinase activity. Gene Ontology annotation, cellular component: cytoplasm; nucleus.